UCAAUGGACAUAACAAAUCAAAAUAUCUUUACGUUGACAUUGCACAAGCAACUUAUUUAUACUCAUCACAACCACCCCUCACAUCUCAACAAAUAAAUUAGAAACAAUCUCAUCCUUCCACUGUUCCACAUUUGUCUUCUAACUAAUUUCCUCUUCAUGAAAACCAUCUAUCCAAUUAUUCCAGAUAAUUGAAAUCUUAAAUUUUCCACAAACUCCUUCUUACAUCUAAGUUCCUAUCUACCUAUUGCUACAAUCCAAUUCCCACACAAAAGGUGAAAAAUGAAGAGCAAAGUGAGUCACAAGAACAAAUUCCUUAGAAUUCUUGCAUUACCAUGGAAGGUUUUAACAAAAGCAAGAGAUUGUUACGUGAACAACAUGAUAAAUUACACGAUGGUGAAUUCGCGAACGUUGCCAAGGAGUUAUAGUACAAGUCACGUUAGCAACUCAUCAUCGAGGUCUAUUAUUAACGAUAGUGAAGAUUUUCGAGAGUUAGUUAGAGCAGCAUCAGCUAGAAGCAUGGGAGGUAGUAUUAAUUUCGAUUUGAACUUAGUGAUGCAACAACAAAUAAAGCAACAAAUGCCAUCAAAGAAAUUAGUGACAAGGAGUUGUAGUGUGGGAAUGGCAAAAAUUGAUGAAGAGAAUCCUAAUUGUGUUUUAGAAGAUGUUAUGGAGAUGAAGAAAGAUAAUUUGAAGUAUCCAAGAAGUAGAAGUUAUGGGAUGGUCAAGAAAAACAAUGGUGUUUUUUGAAGUCAAUGGUACUUGUUUAAGCUGAGUUUGAAGCGGGUGCGAAUUCAAGAUUUAGAUUUGAUGAAUUUGGCCUUUAAGUUUUAAAUUCUAGAUGAUCUGUUGUACUUUGGAAUUAUAAAUUUGAUGAUAUUGCCGUAGUAUUUACAUUUGUAUCACGGUAAUAUUCUUACCAAAGUUUCUUUAUUAUAAAUUCAUCGACAUAGAGGCACCAAAUAAUUCCGCCGA
Molecule: messenger RNA, 972 nt
Organism: Capsicum annuum
Lineage: Eukaryota; Viridiplantae; Streptophyta; Magnoliopsida; Solanales; Solanaceae
Exons: 1
Coding region: 280-747 (155 amino acids)
Source: RefSeq, a predicted model, not a curated record